CAGACAGCGGUUGUAACAGUUAGAAAACUAGCGAGCGAGAAACCCUGAUAGCAGCAGUUUAUUGUGAAUGCAGCGGAAGACAGUAUCACCUUCACCUAUUAUUUUGUUACUUUAGAGAGGCUGAGUUAAACAGUGCAGAAAAAUGUCGAGUUUUAUUAUGAAUACCGUUUUAUCUGACAUGGGCUGGGAUGAGCGCUUUGCUAUCCCUGAACUCAAUGCUGAAAACAAGGCUUUGUUGGAACAGAUUCGUAAAAAGGAGGCAGAGGCGCUGCAACUGGAAAACAAACUUGAGAGAAACAAGGCUCAGAAGCAGUUAAUGAGCGAAUUCCUCAAAAGGGCUCAACAAGAGCUGACAAAUACUGAGGCUCUAUGCAAGGCGAAGGAAAGCGAAGGAGAGAUGGAGAAACACCUCACUGCUCUCGUCGAAAGGGAGAGAGGUCGCCUGGCUCAGGAGACUGCUAAGAUGGAGAAUGACCUUCGGACUUUAGCGGAGAGGAGGAACCUGCUGGAGAACAACAUCGUCAAGGCCAAACAGAAGCUAGAGAAGUUUAGGAGCCAGAUGAGCUGGGACCAGCAGACCAUGGAUUCCUUUUUAGAGGAGUCAGCGCGCAGAGAUGAGGACACUAUGGCCAUCAUCAAGUACGCUGAGCAGGAUGAGCAGAGGAUCAAGGCGCUCACGCUGGCUAUAGAGAAGAAGACUCUGGAGGCCAAUGAAAAGCGCAAAGCACUCGACAAAGAAUUGACUGAGACUAUAUCCGCACAGAUUGCUUUGGAUAAAACUACAGAAAACCUGCAGCAGGCCCACCACGAGACACAGCAGCUCAUCCACCAGUGGGAAAACACCAUCAAGCAGAUGAAGCAACGAGAUGCUGAGAUGCAGCAGUGUGCUCUGCAACUAGCCCAGUCCAACCAGAACAUCAGGGAGAGGAAUGCCACCGUAAUAGAGAAGAAGCAAUUGUUGGACACUCAGAGAAACAACAACAAGGAAAGUGAGAGGAAGAUAACAACGUCCAAAAGUCAGGCUGUGAGGCUGCGGCAGGAUCUGAAGGAGCAGGAGAAUAACUGCACCAGGCUGAAGGAUGAGCUGGAUACUUGCAAAGGCACACUGGACAGAGCAACCUCCGAUGUGGAGUCUGUAAACUCAAACAUAUCCAGAAUAAAGAAAGACAUCCAGGAUAACAAUGACAAACUGAUGAAGGCCAGGGCCUUUAACGUUGCUCUGGAGCAGAAGCUGAGAGUUGUGACUCAGAGCGCCCUCGGUGAGGAGGACAGAGCUGCACAGAUGGACCUCCUCCUCAAAGAUGAAGAACACACAAUCAAGGAGUUGGAUGUCCAGCUGCAUGACUGCAGGGAGGAGUUUUUUUUGUCGGAGAGCGGUUUGCAGGUCCUCAAGACAAAAGAGAAGAAUUCUAUUGCCCAGGGUAUCCGGGAGUAAAGUCCACCAUCAUCAGCCUGGAGAGCCAGCUCACAAAAACUGGAGAGCGAAUUGAUGAAACAGCAGGAGACUACCGGUGAACAGGACAACCUGAUUGCCAUCCUGAAUAAAAAACUGGCGCGGCUGCAAGGCGAGGUUCACUCUGAUGAAAAAGAAAUUCUGGACAUAAAGGUGGCUGAGCUGACCGGAGCCCUGGAGCAGAAGAGGAAGGCGGCCAACAUGCUUACCAACACGCUGAAGGAGUCUGAGGACAACAUGGUGGAGCACAACGUCAUGAAGCUAGAGGUGAAGCGUCUGAGGGAUCUGCUGUACGACAAGACGGGCAGCGUGCUGUCUCUGGAGAAGAGGAAGCUGAAGCUGCAGAAAGCCAUAAAGGACAGAGAGGAGGAGGUCAAGGUGUACCGAGAAAUGCUCGGCCAGCAGAUGAAGAUCAGUGAGCACGAGAGGCAGAAACUCAGUGCUGAACUGAAUGACAAACUGUCCAAAAUCGACUUGAUGAAGAAACGCUUCGAGAUUGUAAUGCUUUCAAUGGCAGCUCCUGAGGGGGAAAAGGAAGAAACGCAGGCUUACUACAUUAUAAAGGCUGCACAAGAGAAAGAGGAGCUCAAGAGGAAGGGGGACAGUCUGGAUGCUACAAUCCGCAAGAUGGAGCUGGAAAACAGAGCUCUGGAGAACACCAUCCAGCUGUUCAACAACAGCAACUCAUCAUUUCGCAAAUCCCUCAACAAAGUCAAUGAAUCCAGUCCAGAGCACCAGGAAAAAGUGAAACUGCAAGAGCAGUUGAGGGCGGCAGAAGUGACACUGAAGUACAAGAAAAGACAGGUCCAAGAGCUCCAACAGGACGUACAGGACAUGAACAAUACCUGGGAGAGUCUGCGGCAAGAAGAGCAGGCGGAGACAGAAAAGAUAGAGCACAAACAGUCCCUCAUGGGUAAACUGAACAAAGAAAUCUGUAGUCAGCAGGAGAAGGUCGACAGAGCCACAAAGCAGUGCUCUAAGCUGACCAAAGAGAUCCGCUCAGCAAAAAACACCAGCACUGAGACUUUUGAGGAGAAGGAUAUUAAGCUGAGGGAGUUGAAAGAAUUUAAUAAGAGUAUCAACAAGAAGCUGUAUGACACCAUGGAAGACAAACCUGACCUCAGAUCAGUGGUGGAGGAAUACUUCCUGCAGGCCAAUCUGUCUCUUCCAUCUCCGACUUCUACUCCUUCCAGCCAGCGGAGCUCCAAGACGAGCUCCCCCCACAGCUCGGCCUCUCUCAGGUCUCCCGCGUCCUCAGCCGGCAGCAGCCCCCGGGCCUCGGCUCUGCACCCCCCUUUGAUGAAGACUGUGGAGCUGGGCCUGGAUCUGACCUCCUCCCCUCUCACCACCUCCAGAGGAUCCAGCUCUGCGAGCAGCGGCGGCAGCAGCAGCAGCAGGAAGUUAAGAAAGCCGCAGUGAUGCAGAUGUAUUAUCUUACUGCUGGGGAUGAAGAGCAAGAGAAGGAGGAUAUUAUAGUUUGAGGUUGUUAUGGUUGCACAGAGUGGCGUUUAAUCACAUGAUGAGAUGCAGUGUUCAGUUCAUUUUAAUGCAACAAAAAGUAUUUUAUUGGUGAUUUUAGUAUAUAUUGUUCUUAGGACUUUGUAGUUAUUAUAUUUAUUAAUGUGAAUCUUAAAAUACUGGAUGUUCCCACAGUGUGACUCAAAUAAAGACAAACUAUACAAACUCU
Messenger RNA from Gymnodraco acuticeps, 3140 nucleotides. Its product is annotated as coiled-coil domain-containing protein 39-like. Gene Ontology annotation, cellular component: axoneme. Lineage: Eukaryota; Metazoa; Chordata; Actinopteri; Perciformes; Bathydraconidae. The record is from RefSeq and is a predicted model, not a curated record. Gene Ontology annotation, biological process: inner dynein arm assembly; cilium-dependent cell motility; cilium movement.